Messenger RNA from Scomber japonicus (chub mackerel), 3457 nucleotides. Its product is annotated as carbohydrate-responsive element-binding protein. The coding region runs from base 180 to 2987 and encodes 935 amino acids. Gene Ontology annotation, cellular component: nucleus. The transcript has 17 exons. The record is from RefSeq and is a predicted model, not a curated record. Gene Ontology annotation, molecular function: DNA-binding transcription factor activity, RNA polymerase II-specific; protein dimerization activity; RNA polymerase II cis-regulatory region sequence-specific DNA binding. Gene Ontology annotation, biological process: regulation of transcription by RNA polymerase II. NCBI's taxonomy places the organism in Eukaryota, Metazoa, Chordata, Actinopteri, Scombriformes, Scombridae.
GAGACGCACGCUCAGCUGACAGAUGAGGGGCCUCACUGGCUUCACCAAGCGGCUGCUCUCUGAAGAAGUAUUCAAGUGGUUCAAGACAGAGGAGGAGGAGGAAGAGGAAGAAGAGGGGGCGUCAGCUGAAGAGAAAGAACACACUUUGGCGGAUAGUCAGCACUGAAUGAAAAGGCAGCAUGGCGAGCAAAGGGACAGCCGGACAGAGCGAGCUGCAGGGCUCCUCAGACUCAGAGUCAGAGCCGGAGGGGGAGCCUCCUCGGAUGACCGAUUGCGGACCGUCCGCCGGGUCUGUCCCCUGCUCACAGGUCAUCCACAGCGGACACUUCAUGGUGUCAUCGCCCCACAGCGACACCGCGUCCCGCAGGAGAAAGAGCGGCACUUCUCUGAGAUAUGAUUUCGACACGGUGAAUAGGACGUGGUGCCAGACGUACCGGUACGGCCCGUUCAGCUCCGGGAGCCUGAGCAUCGACCCCACUCUGACCCGCCUGUUUGAGUGCAUGUCCCUGGCCUACAGUGGUAAGAUAGUCUCUCCCAAGUGGAAGUCUUUUAAGGGUCUGCGGCUUCAGUGGAGGGAUAAGAUCCGUCUGAACAACGCCAUCUGGAGAGCGUGGUUCAUUCAGUAUGUGGAGAAGAGGAAGAACCCAGUGUGCGGGUUCGUCAGCCCGCUGGAGGGCUCUGAGGCAGACGCACACCGAAAGCCUGAAGCAAUCGUAUUAGAGGGCAGCUACUGGAAGCGAAGGAUCGAGGUGGUGAUCAAGGAGUAUCACAAGUGGAGGAUUUAUUAUAAGAAGAGGCUUCAGAAAAAGAAGGAUGAUAUUUUAUCAAUGCUACAAGAGGGUCAAAUCUGCCAGGCCAAGCUGGAGAAAUGGACCAACCAGAUGUAUCAGGAGCCUAAGGCCGCGCCGGUGGAAGCCCACAUGUUUGACCUGGACUGCCUUCUGUCCGACAUCUCCGACACCCUGUUCACCAUGACACAAAAGCCGUGUCCCUGGGCCAGUGACAGCCACAACACAUACACCAGUAAUGCUGAUAUGAUCCAGCCAGGCCUGACUCCACUACAGCCCAACCUGGAUGAUUUCAUGGAUAUACCAGAUAUCUUUAUGAACUACCGGGGCCAGCCCACAGAGCUGACUGGUUUUGCUGACUGUGGCUAUUUUGAGAACUCAUCCAGUGUAGCGUUUGCUCCAGUUACCUCCCCUGUGGUAACAACUCCUCAGCUACUAAUCAACACCCAGCUGACUCAGCCCAAUUUGUCAUCUGACAGUUUAUCUCAGCCCUCCUCAUCCAACACCCAGCCAGACCACAGCAGGCCAGGCCAGGAUUGUAGUGAAUACCACACACCCAGCAUGCCGUAUGGACACCAGUCGUACCCUGAUCCACCUGUUUCUAUAGGGUUCACCAGCAGCAUCGAGCAGCCAGUCUCUGCAAGCAUCCCCUUUUUGUACCCACUGCCGUGCCACAAGUUCGGUUACCACACAACCACCAGCGUAACCUCGUCUGUCAUCACUCACACCGCCUCCACCACAGCAGCCCAGGGCCCCGUGCAACAGGCUCAUGGCUACCCCCACUCAGGAGACGCAUACCCCCAGACUCCCUGCCAAUCUCUCAGUUACCCGGCUGUCAUGUCUGAGCCGGUCCACGCAGUGCUGCCCUCUGUCACCGCGGCCCACUGCUUCUCAGUCCCGGAGCAGGUGUCCACCACGGGGGUCAGAGGGAAGCACAAGCAAAAGACAGGAGGAGUGAGGACAGCUGGUCCCUCCGUGGCUCCGUCUGGCACCCAGUCCGCUGCACCCACAUCAACACCCACACCCACUAGCUGCCUGGCUAAACUGCUCUCCUCAGCCACCCGUGAGCGGAAGCCAGCGCUUGGAUUUGAUACUUCUCGAGGGACAGCCAAAGGUCAGAAGUCAUCAUCUCCCAGCUCAUUGCAGUCAAGCAGUAGCACGCAUGUUGGAGGACCUCCGUCCCAGCUGCAGCAUGGAGCCGUCUGGCCCCCGGGGAUCCCAGUGAUGACGCCUCUGCACAGCCAAGGUGCCACAUUGGGUCAUAGCGGUCCUCACGCGAGCAGCUCCAGAGGCUCUACGGUGUCUGCCUUGCUCACCCACGGCUCAGCGCACAGCAACACAACCCUCCUCAUACCCAAGACGGAGAAACUAUCACCUGUCCAGCUCUACAGCACAGACAGAAGCAGCUUAACCGUCAAUUUCCCUCGACAUCCAGGCCAAACAUCACCGCCAAACGCUUUAGACAAAGCCUCCAACCCAGAGUCCCCGCACUCAGGCUUCUCCGGACAUGGAAAGAUAGAAUCCAGUAAGCAAACAGAGAGCAGGAGGAUAACUCAUAUCUCAGCUGAGCAGAAGAGACGCUUCAACAUCAAACUGGGAUUUGACACUUUACAUAACCUUGUGACAACACUCAGCUCUCAGCCGAGCAUAAAGAUCAGCAAAGCCACCACACUGCAGAAGACCGGAGAGUACAUCAGCAAGAUGCAGCAGGAGAGAGCUCAGCUGCACGAGGAGGCUCAGAGACUCAGAGAGGAGAUCCAGCUCCUGAACUCUGCCAUCAACACGUGCCAGCAGCAGCUACCUGCCACCGGUGUUCCCAUCACACGACAGCGCUUUGACCACAUGAGGCAGAAGUUCAGAGAGUACGUCCAGGCACAGACUCUGCAAAACUGGAAGUUCUGGAUUUUCAGUAUCAUUAUCGAGCCACUCUUCGAGUCCUAUAACGGAAUGGUGUCCACUGCCAGCGUGGAGGACCUGUGUCGAUCCACUCUGUCCUGGUUGGAUCAACACUGCUCCCUGCCUUCUCUAAGACCCAUGGUCCUGAGUUCACUCCGUCUCCUGAGUACCACCACGGCCAUCCUGACAGACCCCAGUCUACUGCCAGAGCAGGCCACCCUCGCUGUCACCCAGGGCAACCCCGCUGCUGCCCUGGACCACUCCUUACAGCCCGCCACUCGGGACAAUAUACACCCCAUGUGACUGUGAUGAACAGACUCAGUGGAAAACCGCCUCAAGGCUCAGCCAGUGGAGAGCCUGUGGAAUGAUUAAAGAAAAAGAAAAAAAAAAAGACUCAACACUCAGCUCCAAGACUUUUAAUAACGCAUAAUCACAAUAAAACUCACCGGCUGCAAAAAGAAUGUACACCCCCCCCCAACCCCAACCCCCACCCCAAAAAAAAAUCAUAGGAUCUAUGCUUAAAUUCUGUAAUAUACACUUGUUAUUAUUUUUAAGCUUCAAAAUCAUAUUUUGGUUAAAAGCAGUGAUUGGAAGGAGGUGUCACUGCAACUGUGAUGAAUUGCUUAAUUUUCUGUUGAAAUAAUUCGGGUAACAUUAGUUGACAACUCCAUUUAUUCUCAUUUCCUUUGACAUCUCAGGUUAUGUUUUGUGUGUUUAAUAUAUUUUUGCCUUCAAUUACUGACACUUCCCCAAUGAAAUAUGUCCUAAUACAA